Melospiza melodia melodia is the source of this 1469-nucleotide messenger RNA. RefSeq names its product creatine kinase B (gene CKB). Gene Ontology annotation, biological process: phosphocreatine biosynthetic process. Bases 134 to 1279 code for a protein of 381 amino acids. The record is from RefSeq and is a predicted model, not a curated record. Lineage: Eukaryota; Metazoa; Chordata; Aves; Passeriformes; Passerellidae. Gene Ontology annotation, molecular function: creatine kinase activity. The transcript is spliced from 8 exons.
GCUGGCACUCUAUAUAAAAGACGCGCGGCGGGGCUGCUGGAGCUUCACUCGGACUCGGGCGGUGUAGUACGCGGAGCCCCGCGGAGGUUCUUGCUGUAGCUGCGAAGCCCGCGCGACUGCGGUAGGGUCAGCCAUGCCCUUCUCAAACAGCCACAACCUCCUGAAGAUGAAGUACAAGCCUGAGGAGGAGUACCCUGACCUGAAAGCUCACAACAAUCACAUGGCUAAGGUGCUGACCCCGGACCUGUACCUGAAAUUGAGGGAUAAACAGACUCCCAGUGGAUUUACCCUGGAUGAUUGUAUCCAGACUGGGGUUGACAACCCAGGCCAUCCCUUCAUAAUGACAGUAGGAUGUGUGGCUGGUGAUGAAGAAUCCUAUGAAGUGUUCAAGGAGCUCUUUGAUCCAGUUAUUGAAGACAGGCAUGGUGGCUACAAACCAAGUGAUCAGCACAAGACUGACCUGAAUGCUGAUAACCUGCAGGGAGGGGAUGACCUGGAUCCCAAUUACGUGCUGAGUUCCCGUGUCAGAACUGGCAGGAGCAUCCGUGGCUUCUGCCUUCCCCCGCACUGCAGUCGAGGAGAGCGGCGCGCCAUCGAGAAGCUCUCUGUUGAAGCUCUGGGUAGUCUGGACGGUGAUCUCAAGGGGAAGUACUAUGCUCUGAGGAACAUGACUGAUGCAGAGCAGCAGCAGCUGAUUGAUGACCACUUCUUGUUUGACAAGCCAGUUUCUCCUCUUCUCUUGGCAUCUGGGAUGGCACGAGACUGGCCUGAUGCCAGGGGUAUCUGGCACAAUGAUAACAAGACUUUCCUUGUUUGGAUCAAUGAGGAGGAUCACCUUAGAGUUAUUUCCAUGCAGAAAGGUGGCAACAUGAAGGAAGUAUUCAGCCGCUUCUGUACUGGACUAACAAAGAUAGAAAGUCUCUUCAAGGCCAAAAACUACGAGUUCAUGUGGAAUCCACACUUGGGCUACAUCCUAACCUGCCCAUCCAACCUUGGAACAGGGCUCCGUGCUGGUGUGCACAUCAAGCUCCCACACCUUGGGAAACAUGAGAAAUUUGGAGAAGUCCUCAAGAAACUUAGGCUGCAGAAACGAGGCACAGGUGGUGUGGACACAGCUGCUGUUGGAGGAGUGUUUGAUGUCUCCAAUGCUGAUCGUCUUGGCUUCUCUGAGGUGGAGCUGGUGCAGAUGGUGGUGGAUGGAGUGAAGCUCCUCAUUGAAAUGGAGAAACGCCUUGAAAAAGGCCAGUCCAUUGAUGACCUCAUGCCAGCUCAGAAAUAAAGCACUUUAUUCUCAUGCUUCCUAACUUAUUGGAUGAAUAAUAAAAUGUCACUCCAAUUCAAACCCUUGGGGUCAGAGCCCACUUAGUUACACUGUAGAGAAGUCUUCCAUCCAUCUGUGUUAGAGUUUAUUUUUUUGAUGGUUGAGAUGUUGCUGAAAAUCAAAUGAAAUAAACUAUUGUUUGGCCUGA